AUGACACCGAAGGUGCGGGCCUUGAGCGGCUGCCCCGCGACCGCAGGGAGCCCCAGUGAGGACAGCGGCCUCCUCGGUGUUUCGCGAACACCCGGACACAACGCCGUGCACCACCCGGCGCACAGCAACGGCAGCGCCGCAUGCAGGUCGACACAGCAUCGCCAGCGCGGUUUGAGCACACCACAUAGCAACGAUACCUCGGUGGUUGAAGCAACCCCGAAUGCGGGCCGGCAGCGACCGUCUCGUGUGGCGAGAGCAACCCUGCUCGCCUCCCCGCUGUACGCGCCGUCAAAUGGCGUGGGUGCGGCAGCUGACACACGGACAAGCGGCGUGCAGGAUGAUAAUGGGAGCGGCUCUCAGCUGCCGUCGCAGUCAUCGCUACUGUGCACUCCGAACGGAGCUUGCCGGUCAGCCGCCGUCGCCGCUGCGGCGGCGAGUGGCACCCGCUCACGCCUCGACACACCGACGCGCCUGGAUGAGAUUCCGCUGUUUUUCAACAACUCGUUCGAGUCCGGUUUCGAGUCACCGCCGGGGGACGCAGCAGCAGGCGGCGGGUACAGUGCAACGCAAAUGACGCCAUACCGCACGUACGACCUCCAGAUGGCGGUAGAGGAGGUGCUUCGAAGCUGCCUGGACAGCUUUACCCCUGCCAAGUGCUCCGACACGAGCGGGGCCACGCCACAUGGAUCGCGGCGGCGGGCGCAGGCGGCUCCAUUCAACGCGUAUGCGGCGCUCGAGUCGCUUCUCCCACCGUCUGCGAUGGGCUCGGCUGGGCAAGACGGCUCGGAGGUCUGGGCACCCGCGAUGAUGGGGGCUGCGAUGCCGGGCUCCACGCCGGAGCGGGUGACGGCGCCGCAGGGAGCAUUCGCGGAGAGCGACGAUGAGGGCGCGCUGACUACGCCGCAGAGCGACCGCGCAUCGUGUGGGAUGCCGUACGCCGGCGUGCGCCGAGAUCCGAUGGCUUACUUGUCCACUGCGGCAGUGAUGGCUGCCGACAGCAGUGAGGGUCGGUGCGGAGUGACUCACCACGGGGAGGGUGGCGUGGAGUCUAUCGGCAGCUUGAGUGCCGGCUGCGGUGCUUGCGGAGGUGCCACAGAGUCCCUGCCCCCGCAUUCGAGCGACGCGCGUAGCGGACUCGAGUUUAACUGCCGUAAUGGCCAUUGCGGUGGCCCCGACAUGCUUGCCAUGCUUGCUGCGGCCGUUCAGCAGCAGCAUCCGCAGCACCCCCACUCCUACCCCCACACGGAAACGCGUCCCCAGAGUGCGCGCAGCACGACAGGGAGCAUGGAGCUGGACUCGCGUGCCUUCUCGGAGCGCGAUGUCGCCGCUGCAGCGGAGCAGCAGUCCACUUCGCCGCCGCCCUCGUACGAAGUCGCCGCGUGCCACCAGAAGCCGCCGCACCACGGCAGCUACGCCCAUCCGGACCUUUCCUCAGCGCCAUCAUGCGCCGCCGCCACGCACGCACAGCCUCCAACUCGACGCGGCCAUCACCUUCCCCACGUCAAGGCUGCUGCGGGGUCGCUCAUUGCCGUUGGUGGCCGCCGCGUUCCAGUAGACAAGUUGCACUUGCUCUCCAUCGGCGAUGAGCCAUCCCUGUCGGCACCUUCGUCCAUGGCCGGUCAGGCAGUCACGGCGGCGUCGUCGCGCGGUGGCUCAAAGGCACGGUCGCAGCAGUCGUCGUCUUCAGCGCCGUAUCACGUCGAAGGGCCGUCAAUGCGACGCGUGCCCAAGGCUAAUUUAGUGACCGUAACCCACGCCGCUGCCGCAGGUCUAGUGGAGGCAGGGGCGCCAGCUCCACCUGGCCGUCACGCCUCUGCGCCGGUCCACGAACGUGACGCCGCACUUCCGACAUCCUCCUCCUCCGCGACCUUGUCGGAGGCGGCGCCGGCACGAGCCGCUGCCGCUGGCCCAUCGGCUCGUCGCGUUCCCCCUGCCAUGGCUACACAGCAGCGUCACAGUAGCGGCAGUAUCGUCCCUGCCGUCGUCGCCUUGAACUCGGCUGUGGAUAGAGAAGGCGUGCAGCAGAGUAGUGAGGCGGACGUUGUGGCGGUGCUGCAGUUCCCCAAAGGUCAGACGAUGCGCUUCUUGACAAAUCUGUCCAGUGCUGCGCUGGCGACCGCGAAGGAUGCCGUCGCCCGCGACCUGACUAACUCGAAGCGAUCCACCGGCGGCACUGCAACUUCCGUGCUGGCGUCGAGGUCACUGCUGAGGUGCGUUGAGGUAGGCAAGACAUACCUCGCGCACGUUUACGCUGAGGGAAGUCCGCAUGAAGGCGUAUCCUACGAGGACGCUGGCGUAUGCGUGCAGCUAAUCACCCCCUCUUCAUCGCUGUACGCUGCGCUACUCGGAUGCGUGAAUGGGGUGCUGCUUCGCAAGGUGGACGUUCUCGUCAACGACGAAGACCGUAAGCAGCACGAGCGCUUGCUGCUGCAGCAGACGACUGCAUACAUCGAGUGCGAGCGUCACUUCAAGUUCUCCGGCCUGCCCUUUCAGCUGGAGUCGAUCUACUGCACCUUUGACGGCAGCGUGUGCGUAGUCUUUUACCGCCUCCUCCCCGUGGCCGACGGGUCGGCGUCGUCGUUUGCGUCGCAUCGCCACCCGAGCACGUCACGUAUGGUGCGGGAGCUCAAGUUUCACCUGAACUGCCGCGUGUUCCUCAAGCGCUGCUUACACCGCACGCACACAUACACACAGAAGAAAUGA
Leishmania major strain Friedlin is the source of this 2703-nucleotide messenger RNA. RefSeq lists its product as hypothetical. The record is from RefSeq and is a predicted model, not a curated record. Lineage: Eukaryota; Euglenozoa; Kinetoplastea; Trypanosomatida; Trypanosomatidae. The coding region runs from base 1 to 2703 and encodes 900 amino acids. The transcript has a single exon.